Molecule: messenger RNA, 1815 nt
Organism: Westerdykella ornata
Lineage: Eukaryota; Fungi; Ascomycota; Dothideomycetes; Pleosporales; Sporormiaceae
Product: dihydroxy-acid dehydratase-like protein
Exons: 6
Coding region: 1-1815 (604 amino acids)
Biological process (GO): branched-chain amino acid biosynthetic process
Cellular component (GO): mitochondrion
Molecular function (GO): dihydroxy-acid dehydratase activity
Source: RefSeq, a predicted model, not a curated record
AUGGAUCCUGCAAAUACCGAAAAGCGGCAUGAACCCGAGGAAGCUCGAUAUCUCUCCUUCAGACAGCUUCCAGAUGGUACAAUGAGGUACGGGAAGCCUGCUCUCAACAAAUUCUCCUCUGCUCUCACCAAUGGACAUGAUUUCCCCGGAGCUCAGGCUAUGCUUUAUGCAGCCGGUGUUCCUGAUAGAGAAACAAUGAAGAAAGCUCCACAUGUUGGCAUUGCUAGCGUAUGGUGGGAGGGCAAUCCAUGCAAUAUGCAUUUGCUCGAGCUAGGCAAAGAGAUUAAGAAGCACAUCCAGAAUGAUGGGAUGCUGGCCUGGCAGUACAACACCAUUGGUGUUUCUGACGGUAUCACCAUGGGCUCAGAAGGGAUGCGUUUCUCCCUUCAGACCCGCGAAAUCAUUGCGGACAGUAUCGAAACCGUGACUUGCGCCCAGCAUCAUGAUGCCUGCAUCGCCAUCCCCGGCUGCGACAAGAAUAUGCCAGGCGUCAUCAUGGCAUUUGCACGCCACAACCGCCCUUCUAUCAUGGUCUACGGCGGCUCCAUCAAACCGGGAUACAGCGAGACGCUCCGGAAGCCCAUCAAUAUCAGCACGUGCUACGAAGCUCAUGGCGCCUACAUCUACAAGACACUGGAGAGUAAAGAAGAGGGCAAAUAUACACCUGACCAGAUCAUGGAUGAUAUCGAGCAGCACGCCUGCCCUGGAGCCGGGGCUUGCGGCGGCAUGUACACAGCGAACACGAUGAGCACUGCCAUUGAAGCAAUGGGGCUCACCCUCCCCAACUCAUCCACGACACCUGCCGAAUCACCAGCCAAAAUGCGGGAAUGCGCCAAAGCCGCCGCCGCCAUCCGUAUCUGCAUGGAGAAAGACAUUACGCCCCGCAAGCUCCUCACUAAAGCUUCCUUUGAGAACGCCCUCGUCAUGAUGAUGGCCCUCGGUGGCUCCACGAAUGCCGUCCUACACCUUCUCGCCAUGGCCGGCACCGCCGGCGUCCCCCUCACCCUGGACGAUUUCCAGCGUGUCUCCAACAAAAUUCCCUUCCUCGCCGACCUAGCCCCUUCAGGCAAAUACUUCGUCGCAGAUCUCUUCGACAUUGGCGGCAUGCCCUCCGUCAUGAAAUUCCUCUGCGCCGCCGGCCUCCUUGACGGCUCCAUCCCCACCGUCACAGGCAAAACACUGGCCGAGAACAUCGAACCCUACCCUUCCCUUCCCCCAGACCAGAAAAUCAUUCGCCCCCUCUCGAACCCCAUCAAACCAACAGGCCACAUUGAGAUCCUGAGAGGCAACCUCGCUCCUGCAGGUGCUGUAGCCAAGAUCACAGGCAAAGAAGGCCUACGAUUCACAGGCAAAGCCCUCGUCUUCAACAAAGAGCACGAACUCGACGCCGCCCUCAACCAAGGGAGGAUCCCCCGCGGCGAGAACCUCGUCCUCGUCGUGCGCUACGAGGGUCCCAAAGGCGGGCCCGGCAUGCCCGAGCAGCUGAAAGCGUCGGCCGCGCUCAUGGGCGCCAAGUUGACGAAUGUGGCGCUGAUUACGGAUGGGAGGUACAGCGGUGCUAGUCACGGGUUCAUUGUCGGACAUAUUUGCCCCGAGGCGGCUGUGGGUGGACCCGUGGCGGUUGUGCGGGAUGGGGAUGUGAUUACGAUUGAUGCGGAGAAGAACAGGAUCGAUAUGGAUGUUAGUGACGAGGAGAUCCAGGAGCGGUUGAGGAGUUGGCGACCUCCUAAGCCUACCGUCACGAGGGGCGUGUUGGCCAAGUAUGCGAGGUUGGUGGGCGAUGCUAGUCAUGGGGCCAUGACGGAUCUGUUCUAA